Molecule: messenger RNA, 1372 nt
Organism: Vitrella brassicaformis
Lineage: Eukaryota; Vitrellaceae
Source: the annotation of a GenBank genome assembly
UCACUUACCAAUCAACGCCUGCAUCUCCGUCGUCAGGUCGCGCAGGCUCACCAAGUGGUAGACCUCCCCCUCUGCCCGCAUGAGCUUGCCAAGUGCAUCGGCGAGCUCGAAAAGGCCGAGGCCGUGUCCCCGAGAAAGCGAGGAAACGAUCGCUUCCCUCAGGGACAUGGCCUCGACCUGUCCAGGUGGUGCUGGCCUCCCUGGGCCCUCGCCCCCCUUGUGGCGAUCCCUGAUAGCCAUGCAUACAGAAGUGCCAUGGUGGGUCACACCCACUUGGACAAGCCUUCUGUCACCUGUCGCCGGUGCUGUCCCUUUUGGUUGGCGCACGCGAUGAGCUCGACGGCACCGAGGGCGGCUUCGUCCCUGCGGAGCCUGCACAGAAACCACACAGAAACAUAGAAUGCGACGACCUGGUCAUUCAUAAGUCGCGUGUGUCUGUGAGGUGCCCGUGAGGGUGCUUGGGUGUGUUGGUAUACAGACUUGACGAGGACGCCGCGCCACUUGAGGAGCUGCCACCGAGCUGGUUGGCCCUGAUAGCCAUUCACGUGUUAAGGUGAGCCACGCAUCUUAUUCCUAUCUGUCUUACCUCAGGAAGAGGUUGAGCAGCCUCUGCAGGAACUCCAGGCGAAUGUCGUCUGGGAGCUCCGUCAGGUACUGCUCGUCCGCCCCAGCAAAGGACAGCACCUCCCUCUCUGAGACGCCCAGCGAUCAAGCAAUGGCGCUGAGCAGGUCCGACUGGAACGGCAAGGGCUCGUCCAGGUAGGCAUCAUCCUCACCCUCUCCGCCGGCAGGACUCUCUUCGGCGGCUUCCUGACUCUCGGCGGGGGGCUGCGACUGCUCCUCUCCCUGCUGUGGUGCUUCUUGGUGGCGGCUGGUCGCGCUGCUCUGACGCGGAAGACGGCGACUGAGAUGCAGGUGCUGCUGGUGGUGGUGGUGCUGGUGCUGGUGGUGGGCGCGGUACCGUCACGUCGGGUGGCGCAAAGGGUGGAGGCGCCGCAGAAGCGUCCUGUUGGGCCUCGCCUUCGCCCGUUGACCUCCCUGCCUGGCCGACAGCAGUGGGGCUGUGUUGGACAAAGUUGAGAUCCAGCCGCACCUGUGGGGGCUGCUCCUGCGGCACCGGGCCAGGCGAGGGAGGAGCUGCCGACUGCAUCGAUAAUGUCAGGGAGGCGACGAGGCUGUCGAAGAGGUGCUGAGUGUCUUCAAGUUGGUGGAUGGGCGAUGGGAGAGUGAAGGCAGGCGGCUCCUCUUCACCGGUCGGCUGGCUUGCCUCGGCCUCGCUGGGCUCCUGUUGUAACGACUGGCCCUCUCCCUCCCCCUCCCCUGUGGCCUCCUCUCUGCCUGUGACCUCCGUGUCUUCCGCAGCGGCCACCAU